AUGCUUAACAAAUUGCUAAAGGAAAGGGAUUAUAGCGCUCAAGAAGUCUAUGAUAAUUAUAAGCAUAACGCACGUACUUAUUUAAUGCUGCACUAUCCUUACCGAAAAGAGGACGACUUACUUACUGAUGUUACCGGGGAGGAGCAUCCGAUAUUCGCUUUAGCUUAUAGCGCUUGCAAGCGCCUUUAUCGAGAUCCUUAUAGCGAUUCUUUGCAUAUGCCCGAUUACUACGAUCCUCUUUCUAUAGCUGACGAAGAAGAUAAGGCUAGUUUAGACGAUAAAUACGACAUAGAAAGCCUUAAGCUUCGAGACCGUAAUGAUAUUGACGCAAAAGAAGAAUAG
Drepanopeziza brunnea f. sp. 'multigermtubi' MB_m1 is the source of this 342-nucleotide messenger RNA. NCBI's taxonomy places the organism in Eukaryota, Fungi, Ascomycota, Leotiomycetes, Helotiales, Drepanopezizaceae. The record is from RefSeq and is a predicted model, not a curated record.